This is a messenger RNA of Alternaria atra, 1728 nucleotides long. RefSeq lists its product as uncharacterized. The coding region runs from base 1 to 1728 and encodes 575 amino acids. The record is from RefSeq and is a predicted model, not a curated record. The transcript is spliced from 3 exons. NCBI's taxonomy places the organism in Eukaryota, Fungi, Ascomycota, Dothideomycetes, Pleosporales, Pleosporaceae.
AUGAUGGACACAGCGGAUCGCGGAAGCAUAUACGAGCACGACAUCCCGUCUCUGAGCGCGUCGCUCGAAGCCUUCGAUCCCGAGCGCAGCAUGCACUCGGCAUACAGCGGGCGCUCCAACAUGCAUUCGUCGCGCUGGAGCGUGCCCCAGGAGGAAGUAGACUCGGAGACCGAGUCGGACGGACCAUGGGCGCCACCAGCCUGGCAGAAGUCCCAAUCGAGCAACCACUGGUACAGGAAGUCGCUACUAGGCGAAAGCGCAAUGCGCAACAGCCCCUCCAAGUCGCCGUUUGAAUUCCGCAGCGACCGUGACGUGACGCCCUCGCGCAUACCACUGCCAGAGUCGCCGUACAAGAUGACACCGCGAACAAGCCCCGAGCCCAUACCCGAGGAAGAGCAGAGAUACCUCUCCAACAACAUCGCGUCGCGGCUACAGAGUCCGUGCGAAGAACCACAGGCGAGCGCUGGCGCAUUGCAGGGGACCGAAUCAACUGUGUCGCAACAUGAUGAGGGGCCAGUAGAGGGGUUCAUGCGCUUUGCUUACAGAGGAGAAGCCAAAUUCCGCACUGCGCCGAUAGAAGACACCAUAUCCACGUUCGCGAGUGGUCUUCAUAUCUUUACCAGGUCGAGAGCGAACGUCAUCUUCACGGUCGCGACCGUCUUCUUAUCUUAUCUAUUGCUGCAGCCCUGGCAAGCUAGUCUCAUUCCGGAUGUCGCCAAUGUCGCCAACAUGGCUAAGCAGUUUGAGCCUCUGCUUUACGCUUCUGAGAGUGUAAUCCCCCGGUCGCGCGAGCUUGCAGAUGCUAGCAUCGCAGUGCAGGACCUGGGGGAGAGCGUCCGCGCGACCAACAUGUCGGCGUCGUCUGUCAUCAUAGACCAGCUAGAUGACCUAGGUGACAGCCUCAAAAUCUUAUCAGAGAAGAUUACCAGUUUCUUUACCAACGUAGAUGGUGAUAUGGACUCCAUCCUCAUAACCAUGGAAUGGGCCAAGCGAGAACUCCAAAGCAUCCAAGGCCCCAAGAUAGGCAUGAUCGACACAGUCAUCGACAACGUCCACGGCGGCCUGAGCAAAAUCGGCCUCCUCGAGCGCAACGGCUCACCAACAGCCAUUGGCCACGUUGUCAACGACAUCCUGGGCCACACCACCCAACAGCGUUCCAAAGCCACGCUACAGCGCACAUUCGACUACCUCCUCUCCACCUUGGAGGAAAACAUUGCCAACGAACUCGCCCGCGCAGAUGUCCUCUUCCAACUUUUUGAAAGCGUCGACCGCCAAUUCCACAACCUGCACCGCUCCGUCGCCAAAGAAGAAGACAGUCUCGCAAACCGCAAAGACGAGUUUCUAGCGAGCAUGUGGCGCCAGACCAUCAACAACAAAAUGAAGAUUAAAAAGUAUGAGAAGAAUCUCAAGUUAUUGAAGGAUGUGAGGGCGAGUACGCUUAUCAACAAAUCGGAACUCAAGGUUCACAUUCAAAUCAUCCAUUCUGUCAGAGAUCAAUUGGACAAGGCAAGGAAGAACUUGAUUAGUCCGCUAAUUAGGGCGGCGCAGAGUAACAGUUUUGGGAUCGAUCAGCAGUUGAAUGACCUCACAGGGACGUAUGGGUUUUUGAAAGGGUUGAGGGAUGAGCAGAAGAAGAAGGUGCGGCAGCAAAUGUGGGGUGAGCCUAAGAAACGCAUAGCGAUCACUUCUGGGGGGAAAGAAGAGGAGGCUGACGAGAACGAGUCAUAA